UUUAUUUAGUCGAGUUAUUUUCCCGAACGAUGCAUACAAAUUGACCCACUAAAAUUAACAAAUAAAAUUGAAUUUCGGUACUUUUUAGCUAAUUAUCGUAUAAUGUCUUGAAAAUUUUGAGCUCAAGCGCUACCGGAAAGUGUUCCAUCGGUAUAAGACGCCUGUAGAGGGAUAUCCGACAAUGUCAGACUACGAUCUUCAGUUUCAAGCUGAUUUGGAGAAGGCCCAGGCUUUGAGUUUAGAAAGUCUGGCUCUGGAGCAAUUUCGUAGACAGAAGCAAAUAUCCAGCGCAGAUAACAAUGUGGGCAGCGGGUUUAGUUUGCGCCGACGCGACGACAACGAGGGACCGCCGCCUGCGCUGCCGCCUCCGCCGCGGAAGCCACCGCGAGGCCGGCCUGCUACCGACACGCCUAGCAGGUCUACAGGAGCGAGUCCUACAAGAGAUGAUAGCAGCGACCUCAUAUCAUUCGCGAGUCCAACCAGCAAAACUGCGCCCAAGGACCCGCAUGCGUCGCUCAAGGAAUACAUUGAUCAGAUAAACAAACAAACAGAGGAGCUCACCCUAAACACACCAGAAACAGCUCCAGUUACGAUGAAUAAUCAUCCCUACAACCAGAUACCGGGGUACCCAUACUCGCAGUAUGCGUACUACCCACCUCCUUACGGGCAGCCGCCGCCCUACCCACCUUCUACUCCCUACGGCAUGCCGGCUCCUAUGCCCACUCCAAUUCCAACCCCCAUGCCUGGGCAAAUGCCCAAUUACUACUACCACCAGCCCCCAACUCCACAAUCUGACGUCACCCCUGUAUAUACGCCUGUCCACACCCCAAUCUAUGGCCCAACCAUGCCGUACAGUCAGACGCGUAUGGCAACGCCGUCGCCGUACGUGGGAUACCCGCCUCCGGUUCAAACUUCUACCUACAACUACAAUACCACAAACAUGAUAUCGCGGCCGCCGAGGCCGGCUAGUAUCUACCCGCAGUUGACUCAAACGCACUCGUACCCGCCCCCUGCGGCUAAUGCUAGCUACAAUAACAAUAAUAACAACCCCCCAGUGGUGAAGAAUGAGCCGAGUAGGGAAACUGUGGACACUUCCAAACCGAGGAAGUUGUCGGAAGUUAGUAUAGCGUCAAAUGAAUCAAACGACACAAUAGGCAGCCUGCCUAAGUCGAUGAACCUCAUAGACUUCGGCGCCAAGAAGAGCAGCGGGCCAGGUAGCGUAAGAGUCAGUGUGCUUGAAGCGUUUGACCCACUACUAAUUGAGCAAAGUAACGCUGAGUACGCAGGAGCAAGCGAAUGCGGUAGCAGUGUGUAUGAAGAGUACGACCCGUUAAACUUUCUGUACGGCGAGACAGAGAUGCGAGAUACGCCCGUGUACGCGACCGUGAACAAGCGAGAGAGCACUAUAUUGCCGUCGCCCCCACCCAAGUCUAUUCCUAGCGUUCCAGCUGCUAAUAUGCGAUCUACUACUAAUAAGUUGUACGACUGCAUAGUAAAAGUAAGAACGAGAAGCUACGACAGCGAGCACAGAGGCUUUUUGAAGAUGGUCCUAGAUGUCAGAAAAAGAUUCGUGCAUUCGGACCGCAAAACGAAUCCGGGUCACGUGAUCGCGGCGCGUUCGGGCGGAAAGUACCCGCCCAACACUAGCAUAAAGAUUCUAGUCCACCACGCUCACUCCGAUGAGCCCAUUACCUUUACGUCUGAUGUGGAGUCAACAGUAGAACAUGUGAUAUUAACUGUAGUUUGUUCCCUCGAGGAGGAUAUCAGAGAAGAUAUGUCUGGUUAUAUGUUACGGGUAUGGGGAGCUAAAGAAUACCUCACACCAGGCAGUUCUCUUAGCGAAUACGAUUACGUGCGCGAAUGCGUUAGGCUAGAGAAGGAUGUAAGGCUGUGUCUACACGAGGGCGUGGACGAUGCUCUGGCGAGGAGUGAAAGAGAUGACGCGAGGGAUUCGCAUCUGACGCUGGACGAUUUGUUGCCCACGCAAGGCGCUACGCCUAUGUUGUCAUUUGACAAUCUGUCGAUUUUAUUAGAAACCUUAGAAGGCGAGUUAUCACGCGCGGUGGGCGUGACGGGCGCAGAAGGUGUGUGCUCGCCAAAAGCUGUGUUCCAAGCCGUGAAAGCGAUUUGCGCGCUCGCCGGCGGCGUGGAAACGCUACAUGUUACGAACACUUUGAAUGCGUUCGCGCAGGCUUGUACUGCUCAGGGAAACAACAACUCAAUGACUCCCGAGAUCCAAGCGGACAGUGGGCCAUACUGCGCCGUCAAUCUGCGAGCCGCCACCGCCCGGGAGAAUGUGGCUUUACAAAGUGCGCGACUCAGAGACGCCGUGCGAGCGCUACUAGCGUUAUACACGCGCGCUAGACUGCUGGACUUCCAAAUGACAGACGCCCAGUAUCUGCUACAGAACUCGGCUAGUGAGUACUCAGAAGCAGUCCCAGCGCACACUAUAACGGAGACGACGCUAUUCUGCAUCGAGGCUGUGCACUGUCUACCGCCGUGUUGGGCGCACGACGAGUAUCUGUUUCACGCGCAAGUGUACCACGGCACGCGACCACUGAAGGCCAUACACCUUACGCAGUCCUCGAAGAUUGAAUGCGGAGGAUUCUACCCUAGGAUUAUUUUUGAUACGUGGUUGAAUCUAGCAGACCUGCCUUUAUCAAACGUUCCCCGAGAGGCGCGACUAGUUCUUACCCUUUACGGGCGAACUAAACGGCCGCCGGAUCAGCAGCCAAGCGACAGCCAGCAGAAUGGAACCGAUUCUGAAGAGCAUGACGUCAUGUACGACCAAGAGGAGCUGGGAUGGGCCGCAAUACAGCUGUUUGACUAUGACGGGAUCCUAGCAUCGGGUAACUACGUGCUUCCGAUGUGGCCGGUGUGUUGCGACCGGCGCAUCGGGCCCGCGCCGCACCUCAUGAACACGCCGCCCGCGCCAUACCCCGUCGUCAAUAUUGAAAUACCUCGCUACGUGCACAAUGGUAUCAAGUGGUCGCCAGAGGAGAGCCGCACGUUGACGCCGUCCGAUUUACCCGCGUUUGAUUCCCUGGACGGACACACGCAAUCGCAGCUGUUGCAUCUAAUCGAGCAGGGCGCUUACCAGAGGAUGCCUACUGAAGGCAGAGAGAUAAUGUGGGAGAAGCGACAAUAUCUGGUUGAACUACCAGGCGCUUUGCCCCUGGUACUUUUAGCAGCCACGAACUGGUACGGCGAGCAUCGUGCACACCUCAUCUCACUGUUGAAGCUGUGGCAGAAACCUUCGCCGCUCAACUCCAUGCAUUUGCUGCUGCCUUGUUUCCCCGAUGCCGCAGUGCGUCAAACAGCAGCGCGUCUUCUGAACGAUAUGUCAGACGACGAUCUGUGUCGAGUGUUGCCGCAACUCACGCAAGCUUUGCGCCACGAGACCUACGAGUGUAGUCCUUUAGCAGAGCUCUUACUGUCACGCGCCCUGUCCGCUCCCGCUGUGGCACAUAAACUGUUCUGGCUUUUAGUUCACUCAUUACCGAAUGUGCCUCAGGCACCAAACGAAGAAUUCCUUGGUAUCACGCUAGAAGAGAACGCGGGUGAGCCUCCCGAAGUGGACGCUUACGUCACAGCCGCGUGGCGCUACCGGCUCAUGCUGCGAGCGCUACUCGCUAUCUGCGGCGAGAACUUACACGCCACAUUGGUCAGGCAGCAGCUGUUGGUUAAGACGCUAUCAGAAGUGGCGGAAUCUGUGAAGUGUGCCAAGGAAGGCUUACGACAACGCGCUUUAACUGCGGGCGGUGGCCGCGUGUCUACUCUACUACGAAGCGAGCCGGCCGCCUUGCCGCUCGCCUUGCAAAGCUACGUCUAUGACGUUGACAUCAAAUCAUGUUCCUACUUCUCUUCAAAUACUCUACCUCUCAAAAUCAAUUUCAUUGGAGUCGAUAACGCCACGAUACCUGCUAUGUUCAAGGUCGGUGACGACUUACGGCAAGAUUCACUAGUACUCCAAGUGAUCAAAAUAAUGGACAGUUUGUGGCUGAAAGCGGGUUUAGAUCUGCGAAUGGUUACGUUCCAAGCUUUACCGACCAGUAGCAAAAGAGGAAUGAUAGAAAUAGUGUCAGAAGCCGAAACAUUACGGGCCAUUCAAACCGAGUGGGGUCUCACCGGGUCGUUCAAAGACAAACCCAUUGCGGAAUGGCUCGCGAAACACAACCCCUCCGAAUUAGAGUACCAGCGAGCUAGGGAUAAUUUUACUGCGUCUUGCGCCGGCUACAGCGUGGCAACGUAUCUGCUGGGCAUCUGCGACCGGCACAACGACAACAUUAUGCUGAAGACCUCGGGCCACCUGUUCCAUAUCGACUUCGGGAAGUUCCUCGGGGACGCGCAGAUGUUUGGCAACUUUAAGAGAGACCGCGCCCCAUUUGUGUUGACUCACGAUAUGGUAUACGUUAUCAACGGCGGCGAGCGGCCCACACAGCGCUUCCAGCACUUCGUAGAACUAUGCUGCAUGGCGUUCAACAUCGUCCGCGCGCACCACGACCACAUACUCGACCUGUUCGCUCUGAUGGCGAUGUCCGGAGUAGCGGGCGUGACGAGUGCAGCAGUGGGUUACGUGCGCGCCGCAUUACUACCCGCCGCUACAAACGCCGAGGCCGCCGCCGCCUUCGCCCGGCUGAUACACUCCUCGCUUAAGAGCAAAUUCACCCCAAUAAACUUCUUCCUCCACAACCUCGCUCAACUGAGGGCGAGCGGCGAUCAAAGCAGCAAUACCUCUGAAUUGCUGUCAUUCAUGCCACGGACGUAUACAAUGGCCCAAGAAGGCCGCUUAGUCAGUGUGGAAUGUCUCGGCUACGAGAAGCGCUACGACCCGGAAAAGCACUACGUGUACGCGCUACGAAUCUUCAGACAAGGACAGACGACUCCGUUCGUGCUGUACCGCUCUUACAAACACUUCACGGAGUUAUACCAGAAGAUAUGCCUGCACUUCCCUCUAGCGAAAGUUCAUAGCCUCCCAUCAGGCCUGCACGUAGGCCGAUCUAACACGCAGCAGGUGGCUGAGCGGCGAUUCAGCGACGUGCAGGCGUUUCUCACGUCACUGUUUAACUUGGCGGACGAGAUUGCGCACUCCGACCUGGUUUAUACGUUCUUCCAUCCGCUGCUGAGGGACCAGCAGGAUGUGGAGCCACAGAGGAAGAAGAAAGGAGGUGAAUCGACCGAAGCCGAGAGCAGUGGAUCGGGCUCGCUAAAGCUUUCAGUGCAGUACGCGGGAGGAGUGCUCUCUGUACUUAUUCUACACGCCCAGUCGCUCGCUAUCACGCCGCAGGGACUGCCGCCUAACCCUUAUGUCAAGGUAUAUCUAGUACCGGACCCAACCAAAGAGACGAAGCGAAAGACGCGCGUUCUGAAACGCAACUCGCAUCCUUCAUUCAUGGAGAUGCUCGAAUACCGGCUGCCCAUAGAAGUCGUCAAGAACAGGAGUCUUCAAGCCACAGUGUGGCACUACGACUCCUUACAAGAGAACCAGUUCCUAGGCGGAGUGGUGAUUCCCCUCAAUUCGCUGCCUCUGAGGGAAGAAACUGUGGCGUGGUAUCCUUUAGAGUACAUUCCUCGGUAGCUAAUACUCGCCCGCUCCGCUAUUUGGAGAACGGAUUUUCCCACGUGAGCGGGCUCGGGCGUAACUAGUACAGAACACGUAGAUGGCGCUUUAGUGCUGUUUUAAAUCUAUGGUCAGUACAGAUUAUGUUUCAGCUUCAAUAUUAUAUUGCAGAUUACUUAAAAUCACUAAUUAUUUAAAACGAUCGUGUAAAUUACGUGUCUUGCGAUGUACUUGUCUUUACACAAACACCGCCGCACGUUUAUAAAACAUGAAGAUCAUAUUCAGUUUUGGAUACUACGUUGUUUCCAAGCUGUGAUUAAUUAUUGAAGAUAUAAAAAGACAAUUUACCUAUUUAAUCAUGAAAGCUUGUAUAUGAAUUUUAGUUACGCCUUUAGCUAACCGCUUCAGAGUUUUCCAACGUACAAUUUCUCACACAAAUGUACUAUGAACGGUCUGUUACUUUUAAACUACAUAGCUCAAAACCUUAUUUACGUACCUGCGUGAUAUGUUCAAUAGGUCGGUAACCCAAUUUGCCUAAAUAACUAUUGUAUUUUCAAACAUUAGUGCCAAACUUCAAUUUGUUACUAUGAUAAUGUUGAUAGUGGCCUUACCAUUGUCAAUCAAACCACUUUGUGGUUGUAACUUUAAUAAUGAAAUUUUUUCAAACAUAAUAUACGUUAGACACAUAUCAAUUUUCUACCUAGUUUAAUAAAAGUGGUUAUAAUACCACAAUAUAAACUUAUACUUACGAUUUAAUAAAAUCACUAUCAUGUAUUCAAAAAAAUGUUUUGUAAUUGAUUAAAAUCAAUUUAUUGUCGAAGGAAAAACAAUUGCGAUAAUACAAUUAUUUGCUUGAUAUUAAUUUCUAUCGGCUUAAUCGUUAUUUACAUUCCUAUAUAAAUUGACUAUUUUUGUAUUACUUUAUUGUCGCUUUGUGGUGCUUUUGGUCUGUGUCACCGUUCGCGUAGAUAUAUUUAAAUGUUACAUUAAUUAGCUAGUUAGCGGUCAUUUGAGAUCUGAAUGAGCUGUCGCAUCCUUAGAGGUUUGCAUGGUGUUCACAUACAAGUGAUAUGCGAGGAAAUAUCAUACGUUUGUUACUGUGUUGCCGACACGUCUAUUUUAUUGGAAUUGUAUUAUUUUUAGAUUCACUAUUUAUUGGAAAUCAUAAUUAUGAUGUUAAUCUUUAUUUUGUAAAUUAAUAUUUAUAUGAAUUUAGAUCAAUUACUGAAAAACGCUUUAUUAUUUUUGAAUUUCAUUUUCAUAGUAUUAAUAAUGUGUUUUCAUUCAAUCAAUGAAGUAUUACGUGUGCUUACAAUCGCAACCAAUAAAUAAAAUUGUGUCAAUAUCAGACCGAUGUGAACAACAUCGAAUAUCUAUAAAUGGCUUCCAAUAUUUGCUCAAACCGAGUCGAGAGCAAACUAGUUCACUCGAGAGCUUUUAGUGAUUUUCGACUGAAUUGAUAACCACUGUAUAUAAUGUACUUUAGAUAGUUUUAUACGAAUGUAGGAGUUGAAUUUCGGCGUAACGAAACAUAAUAAGUAGUUGUUGUUUUGCAUAUUGUAAUGAAAUGAAAUAAAACGCUCCAAAUGUA
Messenger RNA from Ostrinia furnacalis (Asian corn borer), 7151 nucleotides. RefSeq names its product phosphatidylinositol-4-phosphate 3-kinase catalytic subunit Pi3K68D (gene Pi3K68D). Lineage: Eukaryota; Metazoa; Arthropoda; Insecta; Lepidoptera; Crambidae. Gene Ontology annotation, molecular function: 1-phosphatidylinositol-4-phosphate 3-kinase activity; 1-phosphatidylinositol-3-kinase activity; phosphatidylinositol binding. Gene Ontology annotation, cellular component: phosphatidylinositol 3-kinase complex; plasma membrane; cytoplasm. The record is from RefSeq and is a predicted model, not a curated record. The coding region runs from base 182 to 5578 and encodes 1798 amino acids. The transcript has 33 exons. Gene Ontology annotation, biological process: phosphatidylinositol-mediated signaling; phosphatidylinositol 3-kinase/protein kinase B signal transduction; phosphatidylinositol-3-phosphate biosynthetic process.